Coregonus clupeaformis (lake whitefish) is the source of this 1880-nucleotide messenger RNA. RefSeq names its product BTB/POZ domain-containing protein KCTD4. Lineage: Eukaryota; Metazoa; Chordata; Actinopteri; Salmoniformes; Salmonidae. The record is from RefSeq and is a predicted model, not a curated record. The transcript has a single exon. The coding region runs from base 313 to 1083 and encodes 256 amino acids. Gene Ontology annotation, molecular function: protein binding. Gene Ontology annotation, biological process: protein homooligomerization.
AGCACACGCACUCUCUCCUCCCACCCUCUGAUGGAGGGUGGCACUGCCCCCCCCUUCCUCCAGCAGAGAGAGAGAGAGAGGUAAGAGGAGGAGAGAGCGAGAGUGGUAAGAGGAGGAGAGCGAGAGGGACGGAUGUAAGAGGGAGGCGAGAGAGAAAGGAAAAGGCAGACUCUCAUUCUGCUACCAGUGCGCUCCUCUCUAUGCCAGUACCUCUUCGUAACGCUCCCAUACACUCACACACACUCACUUUGUUACUGCAUGCUACACACUUAACCAGACAAAGAGACUGUGCGGUUGUUGAGCGGGAGCGGCAUGGAAUGGAACCUCAGAAGGAUGGACAGUGAACUGAGACAGAUCAACCCAGACCUGCUGCAGCCCAGCAAGAGCAUCAAGAAGCCCUCCUCAGGCACCAUCACCCUCAACGUGGGGGGCUUUCUCUAUGCCGCUCACCGCACCACCCUUAGCCGCCAACAGGGGUCAGUGUUAGAGGAGCUGGCCAGCGGCAGGAAGCCCGUCCAGCACACUGACUCCAUGGGCAACCCCUUCAUCGACCGUGAUGGCCCCGUGUUCAGACACAUCCUCAACUUCCUGCGGACCGGAGACCUGCAGCUGCCCGACGACUUCCGAGAGGUGGGCCUUCUGAGAGGGGAAGCAGAGUUCUACCGCCUCAGCGGAUUGGUGGAAGCCAUUUCGGAGUGGGAGGGACUGCGGGCGGCGCAGCGGGAGCCUGCCUUCCUGGAGGUGACUGACGAGAGGUCGCAGGGCUUCAAGGUGUACUGCAGCGACCCCUCCUUCAUCGACAAGAUCAAAGGGCGCCUGGUUCAGAUCUCAAAGAGCCGGCUGGACGGCUUCCCGGAGGAGUUUGAGGUGUCGUCCAACGUGAUCCAGUUCCGCCACUUCAUCAAGUCGGACCCUGGCUCCAGGCUGGUGCUGAAGCAGGACAGUACCUUCCUGUGUACCCUGGAGUGUCUGAAGCUAGAGACGGUGAUGCUGGCCCUGAAGGCUGGCUUCUCUCUCAUCACCUCUCUGGACAGCAGCAAGGGAUCUGUGGUGGCCGCAGAGGCUCUGCACUUUGUCAAGUAAGAAAGGGUGGAGAGGUGGGGAAGAGGGAAAGAUGGGGGAGAGGGAUCAGGAAGGGAAGGGAAUGAACAGGGAGGUGGAUAGAGAGGGGAAGACAGAGAGAAGGGGGCAGGUACAGGUAGGUAGAGAGGGCAACAAGUGGGAGAGGAAGGGAUGAGGGGAAACUGAUGCAGGACAGCUGUUCCUCUGCACUCUGUCUGGAGUCCACCCUCAGAGAGAUACAAGAGAGAGAGCAUCCACCACCUUGACCACCCUCACUGCUGCAGGACAGAACAUAACCUCUCAGAGGACCAGUCUCCUACUGUAUUACACAUACAUCAAGCUGCUUUUUCCAUCCUGGCUGCUUCCCCUUCAAACCAGCCUUAGAGUGCACCGUGAGGUAUUACAGUGUGUGAUUUCAGUUGCUGUGUUUUGAGUUUUCAGUUGUGUGACCAAGCCUUUCUCUGGAUCCUGAGGGGAGAGGUACAGUUGAACACUGUACUGACUGACAGACAGACUGACUGUUGCUGAUCAUUGGACAAAAACGAAUGUUUUAUUGCAGAAACUUGCCUGACUAGAUGGAAGGGAGGUCAGUGUGAAUGCCCUGCAGCAGAGAAGCACAGAGAAUUUAGACCCAAAGGUUCAAAUCUAGCAUGAUGCAUGUGCAGUGAAGACUUUCAAAUCAGACACCAACUUUGUGAUUGUUAGUGCUGUGAGUGAGUAAGUAAGUGACAAUGUGUGUUCUUUUGGAUUUGUGAAUGUUUUGUUUUACACAAAAUAAAAGUCAUGAAUAUUGGCAAUCUAAUAUUUUCCACAACUCA